Molecule: messenger RNA, 1166 nt
Organism: Populus nigra (black poplar)
Lineage: Eukaryota; Viridiplantae; Streptophyta; Magnoliopsida; Malpighiales; Salicaceae
Exons: 3
Coding region: 497-874 (125 amino acids)
Molecular function (GO): protein binding
Source: RefSeq, a predicted model, not a curated record
AAGAGAAGGCGACGAUACCGACCCGAACCGGAACCGGACCCGGAACAGGAACCGGGCCCGGAAAGCCAGUUCCAUUAUUAUUGAUUAUUGUAUCUGCAGUGUUUGUUAAAUUACAAAAUCAAAUUCGGCACCCCUUUCUCUCUCCUCAAAAAAAAAAAAAAAAAAAGGAAGAGAUUUUUUCCUAGAUCUCAAACGUGAAAAAAAUUCCACUCGCAGACUCCCUCCCCCUCCCUCCCCCUCCCUCCCUCUUUCUGUUUGUUUCCAUAGAAAACAAGAAGGAAAAACAAAAUAAACCUUGUUUUUUAAAAUAAAGGGAAUGAAAAAGAAAAAUUGAAGUCCUGAUUAUCGAUCCGUCACUCACUCACUCUCAGCUGUCUGUUUCCAAAAAAAAGUUCAUUUCCUUUUCUUUUCCAGGGAAUCAAAAACAGAGGUUUUGGGGAUUUGGAGUGGAAUUGGGGUGUGUUCGGUUGUGAAUGUUUGCUAAGUUGUUAAGGAAAUGAGCAAAGAAAGGCCUCCUGAGCCUCUCGAUUUCUUCAUUUGGACUGUUGAGGAUGUUGGUUUGUGGUUAGAAGAAAUAAAUCUUGGCAGCUACCGCCAAAUUUUUAAAGAUAAUGGUGUGAACGGAGAAUAUCUGGAAGGCAUGUCCAUGUUCACAACUGAACAGAUUUUACGGUUUAUAAGGCGGUGCCACAUGAAGUGGGGAGACUUCAUCACACUAUGUAAGGAGCUCAGACGAAUAAAAGUGGCUUGCCUAAAAGGAGAGCAAAAGGUUCGCCGGCCAUGGUGGGUUCCGUCCUGCCUCUCCGCGAUCUUUGUCAAGGUUGCAAAGCACAACAGACAGUCACGAGUUGUUUCCUUGAAGCUGGAACCAUGAAGCAAGAUGUUAUAUGUAUGUAUUUGUAGCUUUUGUUUUUGUUUAGGGAACAGAAAGUAGUGUACCCAACUUUUGUCUGGAAUGUGGCAAAUUCUUCAUUGGAGAAUUUCCUUUCACAUAAAAGCCCUUUUAUAUAUUUAUUUCUGUUGAUUUGUAGUUGUAUUUUCCGUUUGAUCUCUGGAGCUGAAUACAAUGAUGAGUGUCGCAUCAAAGAAACCACUGUAAUAUGGAUCAGUUGUGAAGAAAUUCACUCCUCAACGGUAUCUAUAGAAAUGUUAUAGCUUUUAUUUUC